Oryctolagus cuniculus (rabbit) is the source of this 10837-nucleotide messenger RNA. It is a transcript of the gene C11H12orf56, whose product is annotated as chromosome 11 C12orf56 homolog. The record is from RefSeq and is a predicted model, not a curated record. NCBI's taxonomy places the organism in Eukaryota, Metazoa, Chordata, Mammalia, Lagomorpha, Leporidae.
GGACAAAGAUUGGAGGCAGAACCCCCUGAAGUUGGCUUUGGCUCUUCCGCGCCCUGGGGGAAACGCGGUGGAGUGGGCGGCUUUGUGGCGGCAGGGGUUCCACCGCCAGUGGCGCGGAGGCGGGCGGGGCUGGGGGCCAGUCGCCCCCUGCACUUGGCCCGGCGCGCGCCGAGCAUGGGCAGCCCGGCGCGGUCCGGCUUCCCCGCGCGCAUGAACAGCCGCCUGGACGCGUUCCUGCGGAGGCGUCUGGCGCCCGAGGUCUACGACGCCAUCCGCGCCUACGAGCCGUGUGUUGUGGUGUCCGACUCGGAGAACCACACUUUCAAGUACGUGGUGCUCAGCGACCGUCUCAUCUACCUGACCGAGAACCCGCCCAAGUCCAUUCGGCGAGCCGUGGCGCUGCGGGACGUGGUGGCCAUUGAGCUGAUUGAUGAUUACCCAGAAUUUUUGAAUUCACCUGAUAGAGAAGUCAACCAACAUAUUCGUAUCAUCUAUUCUUCAACUGUUAAAAAAGAAUGUGAAAAGUCAAAAGGUCUUGGGAAAUUCCUGUUUCCAUUUCAUCAUGCCAAUGCUAACAAUAAAAAAGUUAAGGAAGAGAAUAAUGGCCCUGUCUUUUGGAAAAGCAAAGAGCCUAGAAGUCCGAAUGAAUCCUCUCUCAGGUACUGCCUGGAGAGCAGCGCACCGACCAAGGACUCAACUCUCUGUCCUUCCCCAAACUUCAAGAAGCUGUCCCUCCAUGGCCAAGGUGCCUUUCAACCUUUGCCUUCUCCCUCCAGGAGGAGCUGUCAGUCCACACCAGCUACUGGCAAGGCCAUCAGCAAGACUUCUUGCACCACAAACACAAAAAAACCCCAAGACUUUGCAGCUCACAAAGAUUCUCUAUGUGAAGUCCCUUUCAAGUGCAAUGGGAACAAAAAUGAGUUUUAUUUAGAAAAUUCCCUCCUAACAUCCCCUUUACAGAGCAGCACAAACCUGGAGAAAAAGGAGUUGGAACUUCAUUUGUACAUUAUUUCUACCACCUCAUCUAUCUUUCUCCACUUAAAAAGUUCAUGGAACAAUUAUAUUAUUAAAGCUACUCUUUUACAAGAUCCCAUAUACGCUAGUGAGCUCAUUCCUGCUAUUGGAAGUCAGAAGCCAUAUAGAUCUGAGGAGAAAAUUAAGCACUUCAGUCAACUUAAAUCUGAACUUUUUCUUAAAGACAAUACUCUGAGCAAGAUACUUUGUUUAAUUAUGGAGCUUAAAGCAGCAGCCCGGAAAAACUUCAUCCUGAAAAAGCUCUUCUGGAAAACCAGUGACCUUUUCUAUUUCCUAGUGAACAAACUUCAUGAAUAUUUGCCAGAGUCUAGGGAUAAGAAUGCACGCCAAAAUAAAAGCCAAAGGGCUGAUGAGCUGGUGGUAUGCAUUGAAAUUCUGCAGACCCUAGGACUGAUGUUCAGAGAAACAGAAACUGAAUCAUCACGUCUGAACACACUGGCAGCUAAGAAGGGAACACUAUCUAAUCUCUUGGAAAUUUUGAUUAGCAAGCCUCAGAUUCCAAAAUCUUGUCCUGUGUUUGAUAUCCAGUUGGCUGAUGCGACUUUAGUUGAAAUGCCUUUUGAUGCUGAGUUACAGAAGCUUAUCCUGGAAUAUACAGAUACAGCUACAGCACUUUUAUAUGAGAUACUUCUUGUCUUUCAACAGGGGAAUCUUGGAUUGGGAUCCACAAAGUUUGCCAUUAGCUGGAUGAUGUCCUUUCUACAAAACUGUCCUCCCAUAGUUACUUUUGUGGCCAGUAUUGUGAAACAAGUGGUGAAGGGGCUUUCAGCUUCAUUGCAGCUGCUAAGUCCAUGCCAAGCAGUUCUGUUGUACCAGCAGUUUUAUAUCCUCAAGAGCUGCCUGCAGUACAGCAAGACCCUAGCUGAGUAUAUUAGGAAUGACUACAGAGAAGAAUUCAGGUACUUUAUUCACAUGCCAGCCUUGAAAAAAAGACUCCCGUUGUGUUACCCUAUUACCCAACCUACCACUCAACUUUUUCAUGAAGUUCUGCAAUUGAUUGAACAGAAACAAUGUGUAAAAUAUUAGUAAGAGUGUAAAAUGCCAACAAGGAAUCAGCUUUAAAAUUUAUGAGAACCAUUUUUGAUUUAUUUAACAUCUGGCUAUCUGUGUACCUUGUCAAUGAAGUUUUUGAAUGUUACAUCAACACUUCUCUAAGAGAAGUCUUCAAAUUUUUGAUCUGCUAUCCCUCAAAAAAACCUAUUAAAUCCCUUCUGACAUACAUAAGGUGGUGCUAAAAUCUAGUGUUUCUUCAGAGAAAAAAAAAGUUUUCUAAGACACAAAACCUGAAAAGGAAGUGGGAGCUCAUGGAGAACAAAUGCAAUGUAAUAGGAUGGGCUUUGUUGGUGUGAUAAUGUUGAGUGAUGUGAAGCCAUGGAAACAUCCAGAGAAACUGCAGGUGUACACACCUCAAAGUGAAUAUUAGAGGGGCCGGCGCUGUGGCAUAGUGGGUAAAGCUGCUGCCUGCAGUGCCAGCAUCCCGUAUGGGUGCUGGUUUGAGUCCCAGCUGCUCCACUUCCUAUCCAGCUCUCUGCUAUGGCCUGGGAAAGCAGUAGAGGAUGACGCAAGUCCUUGGGUCCCUUUAUCCGUGUGGAAGACCCAGAAGAAGCUCCUGGCUCCUGAUCAGCGCAGCUCUGGCCAUCGUGACCAUCUGGGGAGUGAACCAGUGGAUGGAAGACCUCCCUCUCUCUCUGCCUCUGCCUCUCUGUAACUCUUUCAAUAAAUAAAUCUUUACAAAAAAGUGAACAUUAGAGAAGUGCUGAGCAACAGGUUGACACCUGCCUUCUCCACCUAUGAAAAUCCUAGUGCGGAAGUAUUCAUGGAAUAAUGGGCAGUGGAACACAGGCAUAACUGCACAGAAUGUCAGUUCCUUACGUAUCACGGGGAAAGAAGCUUGGACUCUUCUAAUAAAAUGCAGUGCAUCCUACUACUCUGUUAAAGGCACCUGUGGACUAAUCUGAGCAGUUCCAUAGAGAUUCGUGGAAAAGUAUCUUGGAAGUGACCCAUGAGCAGAUACAACUCUCCAUUUAAAAAAUGUCUUCAAUCUCCUAUCUUACAGCAGUAAGCCAAAGUAUUUAACAAAUACUUAACUUUAUCACACUGAGCUAAUAUUUUGGACUUGUAAGAACCUAGGAUCUGGGAUUUCUGUUACAUUGAUCAUGACGAGCAAAUAUCAGAGAAAAAUCUACCUCCAAAGAAAGAUCUCCCAAGCCAGAUUUGUCUGUGGUAUCGUGAAGAGAAUGCUCAGGACAUUUUAUUUCUGGUCCUAAGUAAGUCAAAUCAGCAGUUGUUUGACUUGAAGCCCAGGUCCCCUUUCCAGCCCAAUUCUGCUUCUUGCUGGGCUUCCUCUGUCAGGUGGCAGGGUGGGACUACAUGUUCUCUAAGUUCUCUUCCAGCUGUAACUUUCUCUACCUGUACAAUGUGCUACUUAACACUUGGAAAUGGGAGAGAGUGUUCCUCGGCUAUCCUGGCUCAGUAGAUGAUUUCACACUGAUUGCAAAUAACCUGCUUUCUUUGGACCCAAACCAUUUCUUUCAGCCCUCACCAGCUUCACCCAACAGAGUCUCUAAACCUUCUCCAACCUCAAUACAGAGUCCAAGCCUUCUACCCUCCACUUUGGGGACAGAGAGGAGUGCAAAACCGCCUGUUACAUGGGGGUUACUCCCAAGAGAGGGUCAGUCAGAGGAACAUGGAGAGCUUCUUGGAACAUAGGCAAACUUCACUUAAAUAGGACCCGUGAAUACUGGUGAGUGGUGGAAGCCAGAGGAUGACACUGAGGGGAUCAGCUCAGCUCUGCCUCAGUUUCUAAGCAGCACCCUGGCUCUGGGCUGGUGAGUCCAGGCACUGGCGAGUACUUGGGGUCUCUCUUUCAUGUGCUUGCGUGUCCAUAUUACUUUUCCUCUCAGCCCUGAGAUCAUAUUUUAUCUCUAGGAGUGAAAGCUCUCUCAGAAUGUACCUGCAAUCUUUCCAUAUAAGGCCCAAGUCAGAGGCUUUUCUUGAGUUAAUGGUUGAAUAUUUGCCACCUUGAUUUUCUUCAGUUUACUCUGUAUGACUCAUGUCUAUUCAUUUGCACAGUUGGGGGGUGGUGGUGAAGGAACCAGAAAUUAACAGUUUGAAGUGUUAGCCUAUCACAAUUCUUUUCUGCUAUGUGAUUUUGUGAGAAAAUAAUUAAAUAUCCCAUCUGUAUUACUGGUCAUACAUCUCUAACAUUUUAGCUAAAUAUUGACCUCAACCACAAAGUAAUUAUUCUUUAGGAAGUCUAAUUGUAGAAAAAUCUUGAAUAUGAAAUCCACAUAAAUCACUUUUUAAGGUUAUAAAGAACCUACAAAAACAAAUACACAUAGCCAGUUUUCAGGUUGAGUUGAAGAUUCUACACCCUUUACAGAAUAAACAUGACCAUUUACCAUUCCCACAUACUUCUAUAGUUAUCCAUUCUACUAUUUAAGAAAUUAUAUAUAUAUAUGCCCAUAUAAUAUAAUUUAAAAAUUAUAUAUGUACAUAUAAAAGUACACCAUGAGAUCAGCAGUUUUUGGACCAAAAUACUUGAGUUUAAAUCCCAGUUCUGUGCUAGUUUUGGAUCUUGGGAAGUAACCUCUCUAAGUAAAGGUACUGUAUAUAAUCUACAGUCUGUGGCUGCUGAGAGAUUUAAAUGAACAGUUGUUGAAAAAAUUUGCUGUGUCUGGCAUGUUGUAAGGACUCACUAAUGGUAUUUUUUUGUUAUUAUUAAAAUAAUACCAAAGGUGAUUGAAUAUUUAGACAUUAAUAAGGAUUCCUUUCCUCGCCUUACCUUUUAGAGCACUACUGGGACUAGCCACUAUACUCAAAGAGCUCCUGAUCUUUAUGGCACUGGAGAACAGAUUGAUUUGAAUAUUAAAUUGAAAAUCCAACUGUGUGUUACCACAAAUGUCAUUAAUUGACAAGUGACGGUUUCUACUGUCUACGACCAUGAAGGAUAGUUGGCUGUAAUCAGCACCAUAAAUACAAGUUCUGUGUGGGAAAUACUCUUUCCAAGGGUAAACAGAAUGUUUUUUUAGCCUUUGAUUUGAACUAUAAUUGCUAACUGCUAAUUGCUAACUAAUAGCUAUUUUAUACUUAAAGUUCCUAAUUGCUUCACAGGUAAGUGCUAGAGGAAAUAAAUGAAAAGCUUCUUAGUUUUAUUGAAAUCUAGAUAUUCUACAUAUUAUGUAAAGGGAAAGAGCCUGAAGUGCCUAUAGUUGAUAGUAUAUUUCCAUAUCUAAUCUCACUCACUGGUAAUUAAUACCAUGUGUAACUGUGCAUAGGAAUACUUGUGAGUACAUUAUCUUUUAUAAAAGAUUUUUAAAAUUUAUUUGAAAGGCAGAGUUACAGAGAGCGAGGGAGACACACACACACACAGAGAGAGAGAGAGAGAGAGAGAGGAAUCUUCCAACCACUGGUUCACUUCCCAAAUGGCCACAAUGGCCAGAGCUGAGCUGAUCUGAAGCCUGGAGCCAGGAGCUUCUUCCUGUCUCCCAUGUGGGUGCAGGGGCCCAAGGACUUGGGCCAUCCUCUGCUGCUUUCCCAAGUGUACUAGCAGGGAGCUGAAUUGGAAGUGGAGCAUCUGGAACUUGAACUGGCGCCAUAUGGGAUGCAAGCACUGCAGACUGGGCUUUAACUUGCUGCACCACAGCGCCAGCCCUGGAAAUGUCUUGAAGAGAUAAAUUUGAUGGCAAUUUAAAAAAAAAAGAUUUAUGUAUUUGAAAGGCAAAAUGACAAAGAAAGAGAAGUCCUUGUUCUGGAGGAGUCAGGAGCCAGAGCCAAGACUCAAACCCAAGUACUCCAAUGUGGGAUACAGGCAUCUCAACUGCUAGGCUAAACACUCAAUCCUGAUUGUAUUUGUUAUUAAAACUAUACAUUGUAGAUAUGUUACGGUGAUUCCAAAUUAAAUAAUUCACCACCAUUAGAUCCUAACCAAUCCAAGUGUUUUACUUGUCUAUAUGCUCUUCCAGUUCCUUGUUAUUCCUACUUUACUAAAAUCAUAAUUUUCUCUUUUGCCACUUUGAGUGGGUUUGAUGAUAUUCCACAGAAUUUUCUAGUUCCUCUAUAAUGGAAUUUUUAAAAUAUCUGUUUAGACAGUGGAGUCCAUGUCAUUCACUUUCUGGAUUGCUCCCUUUCUAGAGAGGGGCUCUGGGAAUUACACAGCAAAAAAUGAAGCUGACCACAUCAAGUAAGUGUUGAUGGUAUAUGAAGGAACUUCAAAAAGUUCAUGGAAAGGGAAAUAAAGUUUUAAAUGUGGGCAAGAUGUUGAAAUCAUUCAUAAUGUUUUCAUAAUAGUCAUUUUCCAUGAACUUUUUGAUAGUUCCUCCUAUGGUGGACAUCACCCAGACAGUUUCUUCCCUCAGCCCUGCCUUUUUCCACCUGGCCCCUAGCAGGGACUAGUGAGGCGAAGUUUUACAAAGCUGGGAAGAGGUAAGGUCUGUGGAAGAGGCAAGGUCUGUUAUACAGAUGAGCGAUUCUGGCUUCUGGAUAUGAGGACACCUGGGGUCAAAGGGUUUUCUCUCUCUCUCUAUUUUUUUUUUUCCUGUCCUCCCUUCCUUUUCUUGUUGCCUUCAACUUGGAAGGUGACCCUGGCUGUGGAGAGCUAAGAGAGAAUAUGUGUGGAGCAAGAGGAAAGGAUUUUUAAAAAUAUAUGCCCCCCAAGAUUCUGAAAGGGGAAAAAAGGACCUUUUAAAUUUCUUUCUAGCUGGUCCACUUCCUUGGAGGCCCAGGGAAAAGAGGAUGCCCACUAAUAAAGGUGUUAGAUUUUUCUCUCUUCGCUUUCUACUUCUGGUGGUGAUGAGGACACAGCAGUAGUAGUGGUAGCAAUGACUGGGUGUACAGGGUUUUGUUUGUUUUACUAGCAAGGAGGCCGAUGGUGGAGGAAAAAGAGGGUGUGGAUCAAGUGACAUAGGGCUUCCAUCAGUACCAUUUCAAGUACUAUUUAUGUGGGUUUUGGUGGCUGUUCUGCAAUAUCUGCCACUAUUUAUAUCAUUGUUUCUACAGAGAAAUUAUUGUCUUCCAUCAGCUGACAUACAGAUAAAUUUGGAAAGGUCACAUUUAUAAAGGGAGCAGACUAUUUGACAUCUAUUAACAACUAUUAUGCCCACCAGAGGGCACAGUUGGAUUAGAGAGAAAUCAAGGCAAAGCACUGAUUUUUUUUUAAUUGUAAAAGACAUGUAAUGAUUAAUAUGCUCACCUGAUCCAUUGUUGUAUACAUACAUACACACAUACAUAAAGAUUUUGUAGCAUCAGCGUGCAUACCUUAUAUCCUAACAUUUAUUUAAAAGGUAGAGGGCAGGCAUUGAGCAUAGUGGUUAAGUCAUCAGUUGGGAUGUCUGCAUCCGUCUUGGAUUGCCUGUGUUCAAGCCCUUGUUGGUGUUCUUGUCCCCAGCUUCCUGCCAGUGUGGACCCUGGGAGGCAGCUGUAAUGAUGAAUCAAGUAGCUGGGACCCUGCUGUUCACAUGGGAGACCCAGGAUGAGCUCCUGGCUCCUAGUCAGCAUGCCCCAGCUCCAUUUGUUGUUGGGGAGUGAACCAGUGCAUGGGGGAUCUGUCUGUCAGUCUGUCUGUCUCACUGCUAUUCAAAGAAAGAAAAAAGGAGUACAUUUUCUUUAAAAACCACAAGAUUUUUUUUUAUUUAGUAAAUAUAAAUGUCCAAAGUAAAGUUUAUGGAUUACAUUGGCUCCCCCCCCCCCAUAAUUUCCCUCCCACUUGCAACCCUCCCAUCUCCCGCUCCCACUCCAUUUACAUCAAGAUUCAUUUUUAAUUAUCUUUAUAUACAGAAGAUCAAUUCAGUAUAUAUUAAGUAAAGAUUUCAUCAGUUUGCACCCACAUAGAAACACAAAGUGUAAAAAUACUGUUUCAGUACUAGUUAUAGCAUUACUUCACAUUGGACAACACAUUAAGGACAGAUCCCACAUGAGAAGUAAGUACACAGUGACUCCUGUUGUUGACUUAACAAUUUGACACUCUUGUGUAUGGUGUCAGUAAUCUCCCUAGGCUCUAGUCAUGAGUUACCAAGGCUAUGGAAGCCUUUUGGGUUCACCGACUUCGAUCUUAUUCCGACAGGGUCAUAGUCAAAGUGGAAAUUCUCUCCUCCCUUCAGAGAAAGGUACCUCCUUCUUUGAUGGCCCCAUUCUUUCCACUGGGAUCUCACUCGCAGAGAUCUUUCAUUUAGGUCUUCUCCCCCCCGCCCAAGAGUGUCUUGGCUUUCCAUGCCUAAAAUACUCUCAUGGGCUCUUCAGCCAUAUCCGAAUGCCUUAAGGGCUGAUUCUGAGGCCAGAGUGCUAUUUAGGACAUCUGCCAUUCUGUGAGUCUACUUUGUAUCUGCUUCCCAUGUUGGAUCGUUCUCUCCCUUUUUGAUUCUAUCAGUUAGUAUUAGCAGACACUAGUCUUGUAAAAACCAUAAGAUUUAACAAAUUUUACAUGUACAGUGUUAUUAGCUAUAUGUACAUUUUGCACGAAAGAUCUCUAGAAUGUUUUCAUCUUGCAUGACUAAAACCCUGCACCCACUCAACAGCAACUGAUUUCUCACAUCCUGCAGUCCCUGGCUCCAAGUACUUUUUGCUUCUAUGAGUUUGUCUACUUUAGAAUCAUUGCCUUUUUUGUGACUAGCUUAUUUCACUUAGCAUAAUGUCCUCAAACUCGAUGUUACAGCAUGUGACAGGAUCUCCUUUUUAAAAAAUAAUUAAUUUGUAAAGCAGAGAGAUGAGGGAGCAUCUCAUCCACUGACUCACUCCCUAAAUGUUCACAAUGGCUGGGCCUGGGAAGGCCAAAGAUGGAAGCCAGGGACUCAAUCCAGGUCUCACACAUGGGUGUCAGGGACCCAACUCUGAGCUGUCAACUGCUACUUCCUAGGGUCUACAUUAGCAGGAAGCUGGAACAGGGAGCAGAGCCAGGACUCAAAUCUAGGCAUUCAGGUAUGUGAUGCCAGUGUCUAAAGUGGCAUCAGUAGGCCAAAUGUCCUCCUCACCUUUUUAAAAAAUUCAAUAAUAUUCCAUAAUAUGCAUGUACCACACGUUCUUUAUCCGUCUGUUGUUGGAUAUUCUGGUUCUUUCCACAUCUUGGCUAUUGUGGAUAAUGCUGCAGUGAGCAUGGGACUGCAAGCAUCUUUUCAAGAUCCUGUAUUCAAUUAUUUUGGAUAAAUACACAGAAGUGGUAUUGCUGGGCUACGUGGCAGUUCAGUUUUUGCUUUCUGAGGAAACUUUAUACUGUUCCAUAAUGGCUACACUACUUUACAUUCCCUUCAGCAGAGCACAGACUUCCAAUUUCUUCAAAUUCUCCUCAAUACUUGCUAUUUUUUGGCUUUUUUAUAAUGGCCAUCCUAACAAGUAUGAGGUGAUAUCUCAUUGUGGUUUUGAUUUGUAUCUCCUUGGUGAUUAACAGUGUUGGGCAUCUUUUCAUUGACAUUUGUAUGUCCACUUUGGAAAAAUGUCUAUUCAUAUUCUUUGUCCACUUCUAAUCAGGUUUUUGACAUUUUUGCUCUUGUAUGUGUUCCUUACAUGUAUUGGCUGUUAACCCUUUAUCAUAUGUAUAGUUUGUAAAUAUUUUCUCCCAUUUUGUAGGUUGCCUAUUCUCUUUGAUGACUGUUUCCUUUGAUAUCUCAUUUGUCAGUUUAUGCUUUUGUUGUCCAUGCUUUUGGUAUCAUAUCAGCAUUGGUUUUUUGUUUUGUUUUUGUUUUUGUUUUUGACAGGCAGAGUGGACAGUGAGAGAGAGAGACAGAGAGAAAGGUCUUCCUUUUCCCGUUGGUUCACCCUCCAAUGGCCGCCGUGGCCAGCGUGCUGCGGCUGGUACACCGCGCUGAUCCGAUGGCAGGAGCCAGGUACUUAUCCUGGUCUCCCAUGCGGGUGCAGGGCCCAAGUACUUGGGCCAUCCUCCACUGCACUCCCUGGCCACAGCAGAGAGCUGGCCAGGAAGAGGGGCAACAGGGACAGAAUCCGGUGCCCCGACUGGGACUAGAACCCGGUGUGCCGGCGCCGCAAAGCGGAGGAUUAGCCUAGUGAGCUGCGGCGCCGGCCCAGCAUUGGUUUUUAACGUUUUAAAUAUUCUUGGAAAUCUUAAAAAGUAUCAGUCAUGUUCUUAAUAUGUUCUCACAUAACUAUAGGUGUAAGAUAGCUAUGUGCUUAUAAAACCAAGACAAACUUUAACUUAAAUGUUAUAAUAAAACUAAGUUCAAAUUAGUAUAAAUAUAUUGUAUGAUGCUUUGUUGAAGCUUUAUGGAUUCUUGCAAAGUGAGAGGGAGAGACAGACAGAGAAGUCUUCCAUCCGCUGGUUCACUCCCCAAAUGGCCCCAACAGCCAGAGCUGCGCUGAUCCAAAUCAGGAGCCAAGAGCUUCUUCCCAGUCCCCCAUGUGGGUGCAGGGGCCCACUUGGGCCAUCUUCUACUGCUUUCCCAGGCCACAGCGGAGAGCGGGAUUGGAAGAGGAGCAGCUGGGACUCAAACUGGCAUCCAUCUGGGAUGCCGGCGCUGCAGACGGAGGAUUAACCUACUGCGCCAUGGCGCCGGCCCCUUGUGAUCACUUUUCACUUUUUUCUUGCAGAACCAUUACCAAGGCCAUGCUGCUUUUUGGCUUUUGCUUGAAAUUUUGUUAUGUGUGAAGUCUACUUCUGUUCUCUUUUUGGUCAGGAACAAUUAAAGUUUUCCUAUUUACAGGAAAACAUUGGAGCCAUGUAAACAAUGCAAACAUAGACACUGAAAUCAAUAGGCAUUUCAGUGAAAUAGGGGAAAAAAGCACCUAAAUUCUUCAAUAAGCCACACAGACUUACUUUUUUUUAAGGAUUUUAUUUAUUUGUUUGAAAGGCAGAAUUACA